UGUUACCAUAUCAACUGAUGAACGAUGCAAAAAAGAGUCAAUUUGAAAUGACAUUUACAUUCUGAGUGUAGAGGCAAAGGAGUAUCAAUACAACUUUGGAAUGUGUCUUCAUAAAAGCAUAGAAGGAAAGUUCAAACCCAAAGUACUAUUGGACUGGGUCAAGUUGAACAUUGCGUUAGGAGCAGAGUUCAUGCAACUGUAUUUACAGGGUGGAGCAGAAGGAGUGUAUGACAUAUUACUGCCCUACAUUAAUAGAGGGAUUGCUGAAGUACUGGACUGUAAGUUAGGGCCAGGAAUCACUGAUCGACCAUCGUAUCAUUUUGGACAGACUGGUGUAAUCGUUGAGUGCUUAUGGCGCAACAUUUAUAGAACAAGAUACCUUGGCCUAAAUGAUGUUGAUGAGUUCCUUGUUCCUCAGAAGCACAAGACAUUACCAGAGAUGAUACUACUUGUAGAAACAUUACAUAAAUCAAAGAAACCAGUAGCAUCAUUUGUAUUCACUAAUACCCUAAUGAAAGACAGUGGAUCACUUCUUCCAGUAGUUGAAAAAGCUCUACAAUCUGGUAGCUGCUCUGAAAUAGAUCGUGACACAUUAUCUGUGUACUUCAAAAGGACCAAGAACUGUCUUUGUUUUAGUGCUAAUACAAAGAAAAUGAUCCUAAAACCAGAUGCUGUGUACAUACCAUGGGUACACUUUUUAUUCACUUAUAGAUCAAAGCAUUGCAAAAAGGAGUUCUCAGUUCCAGAUGAUGUGGAUUAUCAUAUCAUUACAGGCCGAACUGGAAAAAGUAUUCAAGCUGCAAUACUCCAGUCAUUGAGAAUAGGUCAAUUGAGAAGUAUUUUAAGAACAUUACUAAUUGCUCAUAAUUAUGCUUCUAUGUAUAUUUGCACUAAUUAAAGUUAAAAGCUUUUAUAAUACUUUAUAAUUGUCAUCGGCUGCUGCUUCUAGUGCUUAGCAGUAUACACAGUCUUUAUUUUGUAGCCUGUUGCUAGAAUAUAAUUGAUUAUUUAAUAUA
Molecule: messenger RNA, 1016 nt
Organism: Amphimedon queenslandica
Lineage: Eukaryota; Metazoa; Porifera; Demospongiae; Haplosclerida; Niphatidae
Exons: 2
Coding region: 101-898 (265 amino acids)
Cellular component (GO): cytoplasm
Molecular function (GO): glycosyltransferase activity
Source: RefSeq, a predicted model, not a curated record